This is a messenger RNA of Carlito syrichta (Philippine tarsier), 2126 nucleotides long. RefSeq names its product runt related transcription factor 2 (gene RUNX2). The record is from RefSeq and is a predicted model, not a curated record. NCBI's taxonomy places the organism in Eukaryota, Metazoa, Chordata, Mammalia, Primates, Tarsiidae. The coding region runs from base 391 to 1422 and encodes 343 amino acids. Gene Ontology annotation, molecular function: DNA-binding transcription factor activity, RNA polymerase II-specific; ATP binding; RNA polymerase II cis-regulatory region sequence-specific DNA binding. Gene Ontology annotation, cellular component: nucleus. Gene Ontology annotation, biological process: neuron differentiation; regulation of cell differentiation; hemopoiesis. The transcript is spliced from 5 exons.
AUUCUGUACAAUACAAUCUACAGAUGAGGCAUCAGCCUUUCUUCUGUGGCAUAAUUCCUGUGGACAAUCUAACAUGGGGAUUUAAUAAAAAUAUACAUAUAUUCUGUGAAGAAUCCAACAACAAAUGAGGGAAAAUUUUGCCUGCCUUUGAAAUGGGUGGACCCUGAAACAUUGGUCUGUUUGAAGUGGCAUCAUAAGCCUUAUACAGAUGCUUCAUUCCUGCCUGCCAUUACUGGACUAGAACACUAAGUCCUGAUAAGGCACAUCGUUUACAAUGAGAAUUUAUUCUGUUUUUAAGCUUUUCUGAUGUACCAUUAUUGCUGCUGUGUUUCCUGUUUUAUGUAGGUGGUAGCCCUUGGAGAGGUACCAGAUGGGACUGUGGUUACUGUCAUGGCGGGUAAUGAUGAAAAUUAUUCUGCUGAGCUCCGAAAUGCCUCUGCUGUUAUGAAAAACCAAGUAGCAAGGUUCAACGAUCUGAGAUUUGUGGGCCGGAGUGGACGAGGCAAGAGUUUCACCUUGACCAUAACUGUCUUCACCAAUCCCCCCCAAGUAGCCACCUAUCACAGAGCAAUUAAAGUUACAGUGGAUGGACCUCGGGAACCCAGAAGGCACAGACAGAAGCUUGAUGACUCUAAACCUAGUUUGUUCUCUGACCGCCUCAGUGAUUUAGGGCGCAUUCCUCAUCCCAGUAUGAGAGUAGGUGUCCCGCCUCAGAACCCACGGCCCUCCCUGAACUCUGCACCAAGUCCUUUUAAUCCACAAGGACAGAGUCAGAUUACAGACCCCAGGCAGGCACAGUCUUCCCCUCCGUGGUCUUAUGACCAAUCAUACCCCUCCUACCUGAGCCAGAUGACGUCCCCAUCCAUCCACUCCACCACCCCGCUGUCUUCCACACGGGGCACCGGGCUUCCUGCCAUCACCGAUGUGCCCAGGCGCAUUUCAGGUGCUUCAGAACUGGGCCCUUUUUCAGACCCCAGGCAGUUCCCAAGCAUUUCAUCCCUCACUGAGAGCCGCUUCUCCAACCCACGAAUGCACUAUCCAGCCACCUUUACUUACACCCCGCCAGUCACCUCAGGCAUGUCCCUCGGUAUGUCCGCCACCACUCACUACCAUACCUACCUGCCACCACCCUACCCCGGCUCUUCCCAAAGCCAGAGUGGACCCUUCCAGACCAGCAGCACUCCAUAUCUCUACUAUGGCACUUCGUCAGGAUCCUAUCAAUUCCCCAUGGUGCCGGGGGGAGACCGGUCUCCUUCCAGAAUGCUUCCGCCAUGCACCACCACCUCGAAUGGCAGCACGCUAUUAAAUCCAAAUUUGCCCAACCAGAAUGAUGGUGUUGACGCUGAUGGAAGCCACAGCAGUUCCCCAACUGUUUUGAAUUCUAGUGGCAGAAUGGAUGAAUCUGUUUGGCGACCAUAUUGAAAUUCCUCAGCAGUGGCCCAGCGGUAUCUGGGGGGGGGUCACAUCCCGCACGUAUCAAUAUAUACAUAUAUAGAGAGAGUGCAUAUAUAUGUAUAUCGAUUAGCUAUCUACAAAGUGCCUGUUUUCUAGAGAAUUUUUUUAUUCACUCACUCAGUCAUGAUCUUGCAACCAUGAGAGGGUAGAUAUUGAAAAGCAGAAGGUCCAAGAGAGACAAUCACAACCGGGUUUCAGAUUGUUUACUAUUUAAGAUGUACUUUUACAAAGGAACAAACAAGGGAAAAGGUAUUUUUGUUACUGUUGUUUGGUCUGUUACCAUAAAUAACCUGUUCAUAUGCCGAUUCAGAGAGGUGAACUCCGGGUUCAGGAGGGAGAAGAGCAAAGCACUUCCCCUCUGUGCUUUGAAACCACACACUCUCACGGUUGCAGCUGUGUAUGGAUUCGUGCACUCUGCAGACAGCUUACAAAGCCAGGCCAGGUGCACUAAAAAGGGACAAGAGGUAGAAUGGAUGCUUCCAUGACAGUACGAUCCAUUCACAAUAACUGUUCCAAACUCUGCUUUCAGACUUGCUGCAGGUCCUCAUUUGAACUGUUUGGUUCAGUUUUUUUUUCCCCCCUGCUUUAAGAAAGUGACUUCAAAAAUACUGAUCAGGAUAGAUUGUUUUAUUUUACUUUUUAUUGCCCCCUUCCCCAUUUAACUAAAAAUA